Molecule: messenger RNA, 1431 nt
Organism: Neomonachus schauinslandi (Hawaiian monk seal)
Lineage: Eukaryota; Metazoa; Chordata; Mammalia; Carnivora; Phocidae
Gene: IER5L
Product: immediate early response 5 like
Exons: 2
Coding region: 193-1248 (351 amino acids)
Source: RefSeq, a predicted model, not a curated record
CUGGGGAGCACGAGCCCGCGGGUGGCGCGCAGCGCAUGGUGGCGGCUCCUCUCGGAGCGCAGCCGACCCGCUGACCCGGGCUCCGUUUCCCCUGCCCAGCGCGCCCCGGCGACCGGCUGGAGGCCGAAACAACAGCAGCCUUAACAGCAGCAGCGGCCGCGGCUGCUCCGCCGCCACCGUCUCCGCGGGAGCAUGGAGUGCGCCCUGGACGCCCAGAGCCUGAUCAGCAUCUCCCUGCGCAAGAUCCACAGCUCCCGGACCCAGCGCGGCGGCAUCAAGCUGCACAAGAACCUCCUGGUGUCCUACGUGCUCCGCAACGCGCGCCAGCUCUACCUGAGCGAGCGCUACGCCGAGCUCUACCGGCGCCAGCAGCAGCAGCAGCAGCAGCAGCAGCCGCCCCACCACCAGCACCAGCACCUCGCGUACGCGGCGCCCGGCAUGCCGGCCAGCGCGGCCGACUUCGGCCCGCUCCAACUUGGCGGCGGCGGGGACGCGGAGGCGCGCGAGCCGGCCGCCCGGCACCAGCUGCACCAGCUCCACCAGCUCCACCAGCUGCACCUCCAGCAGCAGCUGCACCAGCACCAGCACCCGGCGCCCAGGGGCUGCGCGGCGGCGGCCGGGGCGCCCGCGGGCGGCGCGGGGGCGCUCUCGGAGCUGCCCGGGUGCGCCGCGCUCCAGCCGCCGCACGGCGCGCCCUGGGCGCCGGGUGCUGGUGCUGGUGCAGCUGCUGCUGGAGUCUACCGGGGCGCGUACCCGGCCCCCUCGGACUUCGGCGUGCACUGCAGCAGCCAGACCACCGUCCUGGACCUGGACACUCACGUGGUGACCACGGUGGAGAACGGCUACUUGCACCAGGACUGCUGCGCCUCCGCCCACUGCCCCUGCUGUGGCCAGGGCGCCCCAGGACCCGGCCUGGCGUCCGCCGCCGGCUGCAAGCGCAAGUAUUACCCUGGCCAGGAGGAGGACGAAGACGACGAGGAGGACGCGGGCGACCUGGGAGCCGAACCCCCCGGGGGCGCCCCGUUCGCCCCCUGCAAGCGCGCCCGCUUCGAGGACUUCUGCCCGGACUCGUCCCCGGACGCGUCCAACAUCUCAAACUUGAUCUCCAUCUUUGGCUCGGGCUUCUCGGGGCUGGUGAGCCGACAGCCGGACUCCUCCGAGCAGCCGCCGCCGCUCAACGGGCAGCUGUGCGCCAAGCAGGCGCUCGCCAGCCUCGGCGCCUGGACUCGAGCCAUUGUCGCCUUCUAGGGACCCCCGAGGGCACGGGGACCCGGGGCCCCGCGGGGCUGGGGCCAGACAAAGACUCGGCCAAGGGGCGAGAGGAGGGAGCGAACGGGCGCCUGGCCACCCGGGGCUGAGCUGGGAGCGAGCAGGGGGAGGCGGCUGAUGUUUUAUAAAUUGUAAAAUAAAAAAAAAAAAAAUCUAAGAUCU